GGGGCCAAGUAAGGCAAGAUUUAGUUUUUUCUGGAGUUUAACAUCAGAAAAUUACAGCUCAUCCAGGAUUUUAUGUCCUUAAAAAUAGACAUUUUAUGACUCUAAAUCACAGCAUGACACCUUUGUGUUUUUUUGUGCUUCACAGACUGAGGCGACAAGGUGCCAGAGAACAGUAUGGUUACAAUGAGGUUGUUUUGAAAGGAGCGGGGAAGAAACUGAGCCUUCUUGGUCAAACGUGUGCGGUCUGUUUAGAAGAGUUUCGCAGCAGGGAUGAGCUCGGAGUGUGUCCAUGCUCCCAUGCUUUUCACAAGAAGUGUCUUCUAAAGUGGUUAGAGAUCCGCAGUGUCUGCCCCAUGUGCAACAAGCCCAUUUGUCGCCUCAAGCCGGAAACCCCGCAAGCACCUGAGCAGCCGCAGAGCCUCCUGGAGGUCUGAGAGGGGGACACGAGUCCAGCAGCACCUCACACAGAUAACUCUCACUAUAGAUUUAGUUUAAGUAAUGCAAACAUUUCUUGAGGCAGAGCUACUUAUUUAAUUAUCCGAGUUAAACUGUUCAGAGCCAAAGAACCUACCUGGCAACCUAUAUGAGGGGAGAUUAUUUAUCAGCAUUCCUGAUGGCAGAUGAAGGUUAACAAUCAAGCCUAGAUACUGCAAUGUUCAGUACGUAGCCAGAUGCUUAAGCUAAUGCACAAGUGCCUUAAAGCUGCAGGUCCUUUAAAGUAGAACCCUGCACGGGACCUUCAGAUUCCUCCCACUGGAUUUCUGAACAUUCGCGGCCGCACAUUAGAGAUUUUCCUCUUGUUCCCGCAGUCAACAACUGAGUUUCUCCAGAUGUCAGACAUGUCUUGCUUUGCAUUUGAUUUAUAAAAACACGCUUUAAUCGUCUUUUCAACUUCUGUGUUGACUACGUCUCCGUCCGUCUGGAGGGCGCAAACUAAAUCCAAAGACCUGCAGUUUAUUUUUAACCAAACGCAGCAAGAGUAAAAACCGUCUGCUCCUGUGAGAUUGGUGUUGUGUUAGGGUUAAUGUAGUACUUCACUCUAAAGGCCACUAAAAGACACAUUCAGGUUAUUAUCAAGAUUGAUUGUCAGAUAGAUAAUUCCACUUCUUACUGUGUGCAUGACAAUCUUUACAAUUACUUAAUGACGAGGAUAAAGGCUUAAAGAGAGCUGUGUUCCAACUGGCAAACAUUUCAUGUACACAAUGCAAUGCUUCACUGUUGCUGAUGAGUGUCUGAAAUCCCAGUUUACUCCUUGUUAUACAUAAAUUAUGUAGGAAAACAAUGAAUGAGGGAACAAUUUGGGACACAGUCCAAAACUGCCAAACUGAGAUUGAGCCAUAAAUCCCAAGGCUCCUUCUCAAUCCUAUGGACGACGUCACUAAUGCUGCUUCCACAUUAUUGGUUAGCAGGAAUGCUGCUGCCAGUCUUUAUGAACAGGCUCCAGUUGAAUACAUUCCUCGGCCGGCAGGAAAACCGCAGUUAGCUUCACCCGAUGAAGUUUGAUUGACGUGAUUAUCUGCUGUGGAGAAACUCAUGGCAUCACCAAAAACACGUCGCUUGCAGAGCGUGGAGAUGCCAGAUAGUUGUUCAGAUUCCUGAUAAAACCCUUAUAGCUGGAUCUUCUACUUCUGCAUCACCCAAACAGAACGAGAAUACUCCUGCCUCCGGAGCAGCUCUGCCUCUGAGAAAUGUUUGUACGACAAACUACGGUCAUUUUUCAAAGACGACAUGCAGCGCCACAUGAACACGAUGUAGGUUUUACAACAACUCUGAGAGCCUGGAGCUCGGAAAGAAGAAGACUCGACCACCAGCUCUAAAGAUGUCUGAACCUACUUUGGCUCGCCCCAAAGGCAGAGACUGAAACAGAGGACGCACAUGCAUGUACACUAACAAGAGUCAGGUGUAUUUUGGCUGUAAUCUUCUAUUGUCUCCCAGUUAGUCAGCUCUGUGUGUUGCCAAGCUUAGUGAUGGUUUUGAAGAGUCAUAUGGGAUCUGAAGCCUGUUUAAGCCACUCCGCCACUAAAAUAACACUUAUAUACAUGGUAUUUAAGUUAUUCCUAGGGAACUGCUUUGUAUAAUUUCUGUGAAGGUAUUUUAUGUCAGUGUCAUCGUUGCCAGUGGGACAGACUUGAACCGACCAUCCCUCAAUGAAAUCUUAGCUCGCAGUGUCUCCACUGUAGUGAUAUAAAUAGACGUGCUGCUCUGAUAUGAACAGCCUGUUUGAGCUGGUUUCUUGUCUGAGUGAGGUGCACCAUAAACAUUAUCUGUAUGUAUCAUGUAAUAUACUACGAGUACUGUGUAAAUUGUAAAUGCUUUACAUUUUCUGACUUUAGAAAAAGAAAAAAAAUAUAACCAGUGUUUUGAUAAGGUCA
This is a messenger RNA of Morone saxatilis (striped sea-bass), 2372 nucleotides long. RefSeq names its product RING finger protein 122-like. The record is from RefSeq and is a predicted model, not a curated record. Lineage: Eukaryota; Metazoa; Chordata; Actinopteri; Moronidae. The transcript has 4 exons. Gene Ontology annotation, molecular function: zinc ion binding; ubiquitin protein ligase activity. Bases 96 to 434 code for a protein of 112 amino acids. Gene Ontology annotation, cellular component: endomembrane system.